Sungouiella intermedia is the source of this 1623-nucleotide messenger RNA. The record is from the annotation of a GenBank genome assembly. NCBI's taxonomy places the organism in Eukaryota, Fungi, Ascomycota, Pichiomycetes, Serinales, Metschnikowiaceae.
AUGGCAUUUUCUAACCAAACCCCAACUAUCGUCGUGCUUAAGGAAGGCACCGACGCCUCGCAAGGUAAGGGCCAGAUCUUGAACAACAUCAAUGCAUGUCUCGCCAUUCAGGAAACCUUAAAGCCUACUUUGGGACCUUUUGGAUCAGACAUCUUGAUCAAGUCAUCCAAUGGCAAAACCACCAUUUCAAACGAUGGUGCCACCAUCUUGAAGUUGUUGGACAUUGUUCACCCGGCUGCUAAGAUGUUGGUGGAUAUUUCCAGGGCACAAGAUGCCGAGGUGGGAGACGGAACCACGUCGGUAACCAUUUUGGCUGGUGAGUUCUUGAAAGAGAGCAAAACCUUUAUUGAAGACGGAAUUUCGUCUCAUUUGAUCAUCAAGGGCUUGCGCAGAGCAUGCGACUUGGCUGUGGCAAAAAUUAAAGAGAUUCAGGUCGACAUAAAGAGAGAAGAAUCUAAGGAAUUUAGAGAGCUUUUGGAGCGUUGUGCCACCACGGCAAUGUCUUCUAAGUUGAUUAGCAAAAACUCCGAAUUCUUCACCAAGAUGGUCGUGGACGCCGUCUUGUCAUUAGACGAUGAUUUGGACGAGAACAUGAUUGGAAUUAAGAAGGUUGCAGGUGGAGCGAUGGAGGACUCUCUCUUCGUGGACGGUGUGGCAUUCAAGAAGACCUUCAGUUAUGCCGGAUUUGAGCAGCAGCCCAAAACGUUCACUGACCCUAAAAUUUUAUGUUUGAACGUCGAGUUGGAGCUCAAGGCUGAAAAGGAUAACGCCGAAGUUCGUGUGGAGCAGGUCAAGGACUACCAGGACAUCGUGGACGCCGAGUGGCAGAUUAUUUUCAAUAAGUUGGAGGCCAUCAAGGACUCGGGUGCCAACAUUGUGUUGUCCAAGUUGCCUAUUGGUGAUUUGGCCACCCAGUACUUUGCUGACAGAAAUAUCUUCUGUGCUGGUAGAGUAGCUUCUGAAGAUAUGGAGAGAGUGAUCAAGGCCGUUGGUGGAACUGUUCAAUCUACAGUUACCAAUGUCCAACCGAACGCAUUGGGUACGUGUGCCAAGUUUGAAGAGGUUCAGAUUGGUGGAGACCGUUACAACUUGUUCAAAGGAUGUCCAGAAACCAAGACAUGCACAUUGGUUUUGCGUGGAGGUGCUGAGCAGGUGAUUGCUGAAGUGGAGAGAUCGCUUCACGAUGCCAUCAUGAUUGUCAAGCGUGCAGUCAAACACAGCUCUGUUGUUGCAGGAGGAGGUGCCAUUGAGAUGGAGUUGUCUAAGCAUUUGAGAGAAUUCUCCAAGACUGUGGCCGGAAAGCAGCAACUCAUCAUCGGAGCUUUUGCACGUGCAUUGGAGGUGAUUCCUCGCCAAUUGUGUGAAAAUGCUGGAUUGGAUACCAUUGAGCUUUUGAAUGUAUUGAGAAGCUCUCAUGCCAGAGGCGAGACAUGGUUUGGUAUUGAUUUCCACAAAGAGUCUGUGUCUAACAAUAUGGAGUCGUUCAUUUGGGAGCCAUCUCUUGUGAAGAUCAAUGCCCUUCAGUCAGCCACCGAGGCUGCAACGCUAUUACUUUCUGUUGAUGAGACCAUCAAGAACCAGGAUGAUCAAGCCAACGGAGGCCGUGGCCGCGGCGCAUACUGA